UGAAGAACUGUCCAAAUACUGCUCACUGACAGACAACUAGCCUGCCCAUUCACGACCGCCGACACACUUGACACGCUCGCCAUCUUUUGUAUAAUUUCAAUACACAUAAUAGGUUAAUGUGUGCUGACCCCUUCGCUUAUGAUUGGUUGAGAUUUGUGCUAUCCCAACGGGGUAGCAAAACCCGAAAACAUGAAGAAAAUCAUAAGAAGUUCCUGACAAGUUGAGAAAGGCCUCGUGGCUGCGCCACUCGUUCACGUGGUCUCCGGUCCAGCCGCUUUGCAGCUACACAUGAACACAGCCACGAAGGCCUUGAUGAAAGGCUAGAAAAUUCCCCGUAGCUAGUUUUGAAUAGGACCUGGUGGCCUAUGCGUUUACAACGUCUGUGGGCCGGAACUUCCUCCAUAACUUCGACCGUUCCGAGGCGGAGGGUGGAAUUUGUUUUACCCGUACUGUCACACGUAGUACAGAACAGUGCGGUCUUCGCAGAGAAGUAUAGCUGACGACACUGAUGUGACUAGGUGUUAAUCCUCGAUUUUGCUCUUCUCCACGGAUUGUUCUUGGGUCCACGCCUGACCUGACCUGACCAAGUUGAUCCACCCCCCCCGAUAUGGGUUAGAAGUCUGCCAAGUUCUGUAGGCCUACUUCCUUUCAAAGAGAGCGUCAACAUGUUUUCAAGGAAAGGAUCCAUGGAUGAGAUGGAGGCAGCGAAGCUGGCCUCCCUCAAACACUAUCUCAGCCGGGAGCUGUCCUCUUCCAUCAAGAAGCUUCAAAAGGAUCACAUCUCAUCGGACUCAGCGAUACGAAGUGGAGAAAUAGCCAACAGGAUCUGCAAUCUGAUUGAAGCAGUGCUUCUCCACCAUCUGAAGGAGUCAUACAGCAGUAAAACUCCGUGGCCAUUUCUGAUGAAGUUCACCCACAAGGAUGUCAUUUCCCAACUUAAGGGGUUAACCCAGGUCAACACAGAGAUUGGCUACUGCAGGGCAUGGGUUAGACUAGCUCUUAACGACGGCCUCAUGGAUAGUUACAUGGACGCCAUGCUGUCCGACGUGAAGGUGAUUCAGAGCCACUACAAGAGAACGUCCUUCUUGCGCGACCCGGAAGAGCCGCACAUCAUGAAAAACUAUCUGCAAGGCCUGGUCAAUUUCACCUUCCAACUGUCCUUCAACUCCUCUCUGCUGAAUGUGUGGGGAGCGGCCCCUAUGAUCCUGGCGGGUUCCUGGGAAUCGCCCAGGGAGAGGACCCAGAGCAACCCGAACACUUCCAAGAGAAUCGUCACAGGUGGGCCUCCUCUAGGAAUACAUCAAGGAGACCGAACAACACAGGAUCUGCUGGUGACUAAGACGAAAGGGGAUGGCACCCAUCCGCCUAGGGACAGGGGCCUGUCUUUUGAAGAGAGCUUCCACGAGUGUGAGAUCAGCAGCACCCUCCUGCGCAGCCCCUCCGAGGAUGGAUCCACCCUGCUGAGAAUGGGUGGGCUCACCGUUUCCACUGAUGCGGACCCAACCACUCCAGAGAACGGGGGAGGCCUGCCUGCUUCGGACAAGGACCUGCCUGAAAUUCGACAGGACAGCUAUGAGGAUAGUAUCGUCAUCCACAUGGUAUCAGAGAGUCCUGCCAACCACACUGACUCCAAAGUCGAGAGUGACAGAGUUGAAACAGUUUAUCAGGCGGCAGAUGACAGCAAAGCCAAAGAAUUUGAGGUGAACAUGGAAGAACGUCAGACGGAAAGAAAGGAGAAACCCUCUGAGCUUAAUGUGAAGCAAGAUGUGUCAGGCAGGGAACCAGUUAAUCCAUUCAGUAUCCUAGAAACCAACUUGCACAUCCCUUGCCAGACCGACAUCUACGACGCCAAAGAAAAUGCAACUCCAAAUCCAGAGACACCCCACGACGACCACCAAACAGGGACCCAAGAGGGCGCUGUUGAGGCGGUGCAACCACCGGCAGAUGUAGCCAAGGGAAGCCCCGAUGAGGGCGGCAAUGAGGAAGACCCCCAGCAUGUCCAUGGCAACAGCCUGGGGGCCAUGAGCGGCUGGUCUUCAGAGUUUCAGAACCAGCUCUCGCCGGACACGCCAAGCCAGGAAUCAGUACCCCCGGAUGCUUCUAAAACACUCAGUUACAAAACCAUGCUACAGCAGUAUAGCCUACAGGGCCCCCAGCCCCCUACGUCAUUCCCAGAAGCCUUGGAUCAACGGACAGACAACCAUCAAGCCCCGCCCAUAGAAGGGGCGUUAACAUCUCGUGCCCGCAGUCCGUCUGACCUCGACGACUUGCCCUCAGACUUUGAGGUAAUUCCUUUAAGUACCUCACCAACAUCACAAUACGCCGACGCUAGAACGCAAUCUCUACUGGCGAUGAUCACCGAGAUUGGUCGAGAGAAAGGCUUGGACAAGCAAAAUUACCAGUGCAAAGGUUGCUCCAGGCCAGUUGGCAUAAUUUACGGAAAGGCACGGGUCUGUAGCUAUGACGGCAAUUACUAUUGCUACGAGUGUCACAAGGACGAUGAAGCCGUCAUUCCAGCUAGGAUUCUGUACAACUGGGACUUCCGUAAGCACAAAGUUGCUGUGCACACCAAGUUGUUCCUGCAGCAGAUUGAAGAGAUGCCACUGAUCGAAGUGAAGGAAUGCAACAUGUCGCUCUACAAAGCCUCCUCUGAACUUGCCAAUGUCUUGCGAGUACGUACUCAGCUGAAAUACUUGAAGGCGUACCUGUUCACGUGUAAGCAGUCAGUUGCUGAAGGACUCCGUAAGAGAAUCUGGCCACGAGAGUACAUGCUGGACCAUGUGCACCUGUACUCAGUCAUGGAUUUUCUCCAAGUGCAAUCGGGCGUGCUGCUUCACUUUCUGAGGAAAGUCAUUGUCUUUGCGGCCAAGCACGUCCAGCAGUGUGCCCUCUGUAGUCAGAAAGGCUUCAUCUGUCUCAUCUGCGAGAGUCCCAAGAUCAUCUAUCCAUUUGACACCGAUCUGACUGUCCGAUGUGAUACCUGUAAAACUGUUUUCCACAAGGCCUGCAAGUCAGACGUGACGCCAUGCCCAAAAUGCAAGCGACGCCUUCUCAGAAAUCAGCAACUGCAGGCGUCACCCCAAGAUCUGGAUUUUGCGUCCCCAUUUACAUAACCAGACCAAAAAAAUUUAAACUCCAUGACAGCUCCAGUAGGUGCAGGUAUCCACAAUGUAGUUAUAAACAUUUUUAGUUCAUUGAACAUGUAUCUUCAUAAUGACAUCGGCAGCACUAUAAGUUACAAAAAUAUAUCAGUCCUAACGUAGCCGAAAGUAUCUUCCAGAGUUCCCCAGGAGGCCUUUGGAGGAUUUACAUGAUUAAGAAAGAUCUUUUGGGACAGGUGAGAAUUCUGGGUUUGCACAGUGGCUGAUUUCAGAGGAUUAAGACAUUUUCCUGGCAAAGAAGCCUGGGGACUUGUGAUUCUCAUCAAUUUACAUGAAGUGAGUCAUUUGUAAUCAACCUGAAACAUGUAUGUGCUUCGCUGUUUUUUUUUCCAACCUCGUGUCCUCCACCUAUUUCAACUUUACAUAAACCCCUAAGCACUGUAUGUGUUUUAAGGUUGUAUUCACAUUACUCAACAAAGGGCCCAUUUUUCUGGAGUGACCGUGGGAAGUGACCAUGGGAAACUGACCCACGCAAACCAACCACUGAAAACUGACCAGCGGAAACGGGCCGUGUGAUGUGUCGGUGCCAGGUCUGCUCUGUGCUUUUUGUAAUCAAAGCUAGCAUUUUGUUGCAUCUCACCUUACCUGGUACACGACCGACCUAUUGUUCGGAUCCACAGGAGAUAAAUGAGGUUGUAACAUGAAUACCCGUAUGUUUAUGUGACUGGCUUUUUUGUUUUAAUUAACACUCCAUGGUGACAGUUUUGCAAUCCACACGCGUCUGGUGAGGCCAAUUUUAACAAAGCUUCGCACACAAGUUUGUAUCGCUUGGAAGAUGCCUUCCUUAGCAGCCGUAUAUUCUUUGCUACAAGUUUAAAAGUAACACUUGUUUCACAGUUAUCGUGUCAUAGAGUAUCUUCUGUCAUGGAACUUCGGACAAUUUGCAAACAGACUCAGAAAUUGUUUCUGCAGCAUUUAUUCUACGCAACUCUGCUUACAAAAUGAACUACAGAACCUUGUGCAACUGGGACAGAAAACAUUGCAUCAAGGAAUUCAAUGUGCAAUAUGUCAUAAAACUGAGCUUCGAACAACUACAUGUAAUGGGCUUUUCAACCGAACAUGGUCAGAGUCCACAAUGGGUAGGUUGUCAACACGACUGAAAAACCAAUGUCUUUAGCUGUGACUUUUCUGGAAACUGUUGGCAAACAUUAGCUUAUUGUGGGUAAUGAAAUGCUCAGAUAUGUACCAUAACGAAAUGUUUCUAAUGUGUAAUGUAUAAUUGGUGAGUUUUCAAUUGUGAGGGUAAUGCUAAUUUAAUAUUGAUCUAUGCGAUCUGUAUCAAAAUCCCAAGUAUUACUGGUAAUAAAGCAAACCAAAUUGCCGAAUGCA
Messenger RNA from Acanthaster planci (crown-of-thorns starfish), 4490 nucleotides. RefSeq names its product pleckstrin homology domain-containing family M member 1-like. NCBI's taxonomy places the organism in Eukaryota, Metazoa, Echinodermata, Asteroidea, Valvatida, Acanthasteridae. The record is from RefSeq and is a predicted model, not a curated record.